GGGUUGGUGGCAUAUAAAUAGCAGACCGUGACCUGGUCACCAUGCGCGCUGUCGUUGGCAAACAUGUCGGCCUCUGGUUUUUGUUGCUGCUGGCGAGCCACUCGCUGCCGCCCCGCGAUGAGCCUGUGAUCGCAUUGCCCUGCUUGAAGUAUAGCAAGUGGAGGUUCAAGUACCGAAGAAAUUUGCAGAAGGAGUUCAUGCCCGUGGCACGCCCUCACUUCACCAGUGUGGCUGCGGAGAAUCACUGGCUGCGACGAGAGGCAAAGCGUGCUCAACGACCUCAACCUGGAAUCCUACAUUCGACUUGGAGCUUAUGCGAGCGGGGAAAUGGAGAAAAAAUGACCAUGGGCGCCGUCGGUUCCGUGUCCUCGUGCCGCGCCGGAUGGGAGUGGCGCUUCUUUGUUCCAGUGCCACUUGAUGAGGGAGAACUGCCAUUGGCGGGACAACGGGAAGAUAUCUAUUUUCCGGCAGGAGAUGGUUUGGGCUUGAAACUGCGCAACGGCAGCUCGCAGUCCUUGGAGGUGAAAAAACGUUUGAAUCAGUCGCCCGAAGGUGCGGAGCAGUGGAGCAAGAGCCUUCAUCGAGGCUGCCUCAAUGCAGAUGGGCUGUUAGAUGUGACCAGAUGCGCGGAGCAGAUUGGGAUUGCUCCAGAGGAGUUCGCCGCUCGCGGCCUGCCGGUGGUGCGGGUGCGCAAGAAGCGGCGAUGGACCGAGCUGGGGGAAGAGGUCGACUGCCUUUUCAUGGUUGAAGGUGAUCAGGGACUGAUAGCAGAGCGCUACACAUCCGUCUCAGUGGAAGCCACAGAUUUGCAGGACGUUCUCCGUGUGACUCGUCAACUGCAGCUUCCCGACAACGCUACCAUGGCGGGCUAUCCGCAGAUCGUCCAGCGCCUUGCAGAACGCGCAGGAUCACCCGGGUGACAAGCUCGAUGCUGGGAUCAUCCGUUGGUACAUAAUUACGAUAAUUACUGGUACAGGAUGAUUUUAUCGGUGGAACAACGCCCAAUUGGAUGUGGUUCCACUCGCCUUUAGUGACUGCUGUUUCUUACUUUUGUGGCGUUCGACACCGCCCUUGUACAGAUGGGUUGGUGCCGGGAGAACUU
Messenger RNA from Cladocopium goreaui, 1102 nucleotides. The record is from the annotation of a GenBank genome assembly. Lineage: Eukaryota; Dinophyceae; Suessiales; Symbiodiniaceae.